AUGUACAAAAAUUCUAACCCAACAGAGCAAGCAUUGAAGGCUUCAACUCAUUUUUCUAGAAAAAGAGGCAAAUGUCGAGGAAGGGGAAUGAGAAGGGGAAGUGGAAGAGAUAGAGGAGGCAGAUGGAAUAAAGAUAGUGGCAAGCAUGCCAAACCAGCUAAUAAAGGAAAACAGCGGGAUCAACAAUUUGACAAGUCAAAGAAAAAAGAAGAAGCUAAAACCUUGUUGAUGGCAAUUCAUGACAAGCAUGAGGAGUUGCAGAACUCAUGUUUAUGUGAAAAAGGUGAUAUUAGUAUAAGAACCAAGAAUGGUUCUGUAGAAACAAUUUCCAACGUUUUCUUUAUGUCUGCUUUGAAGAGUAACUUGUUAAGCGUUGGUCAAUUAAAAGAAAAAGGAUAUGCAAUUACAAUAUCAAAAAAUGCUUGUGAAAUUUAUAAUCAUUCCAGAGGUGCUAUUGCAGUGGUUUCAAUGAGUUCCAAUAGGUUGUUUCCAUUGGUGAUUGAUUAUGUUCAACCUUACUUGAUGGUUAAAGUGAUGGAUGACACAUGGCUUUGGCAUUUUCGCUAUGGUCAUCUUAAUUUUUGGGGUUUGAAGACUUUUAGACAGAAAGAAAUGGUGAGGGGCCUUCCUUAA
This is a messenger RNA of Gossypium arboreum, 633 nucleotides long. RefSeq lists its product as uncharacterized. The record is from RefSeq and is a predicted model, not a curated record. The transcript has 3 exons. NCBI's taxonomy places the organism in Eukaryota, Viridiplantae, Streptophyta, Magnoliopsida, Malvales, Malvaceae. The coding region runs from base 1 to 633 and encodes 210 amino acids.